AGCUUGGCUUAAUCACAGUUUUCUGUUUCAUCGUUCAGACUACGGACAUGAGGAGAGCAGAGGUCUUGUUUGUUUAGAGCAGAGAGCACUAUUUAGUGCAGACUACACAAAUUGUAGAAUUAAUAUUAAUAGGUGCUUCUUGGAGUAAAAAGAUGGCAGUCAUCCUUGCCUCCCAUAAGAGGCCCAUGAUCCAGUGGAAGGUAACAUCUGAGGCUGGCAGGGAAGAGGAGUCAAGGAAGUGUGUGGAGACUGUGGGAGGCACCAAAAGGAAUCACUAUUCUAUUUGACAAGAGGCUGCAACUAAGUUUGCCUGAUGCCCUAAAUCCUGUUCAAGGGCUCUAUCUUAGGAACAGUCAUCUCGCUCACAGGGGGCAGGAGUAUUUGGACAGACAACUUUCAAACUAGGCACUUUCAUCCGCUUGAAGCUGAGUCCGACGACAGGAAAAAAAGCUCCCGGCACCGGUGUACGGAACACAGGAGUAAAAUGGCCGCUACCAGGACUGCAGGCGCUAUCCUGGGUCAUGUGACUAAAUAGCUUCCGGUUCCAACCCCGCCCUCCUCCACCCCGGGCUCUCGAGUCCCAUUUCCUGGGCUCAGGCCGACCACGCGGAGAAAUUCUGUGCUUCCCAGCACCCGGGCGGCUGUGACCCGAGAGCGGCCGCGGGCGCAUGGAGGGGACCUCGCAGGGGGCGGCGCCCUCCGCGGCGCUGGCCGCCGUGCUCAAGCACAGCUCGGCCUUGCCGCCCGAGAGCGCCAAGGUGCAAGGUUACGACUUCAACCGCGGCGUAGAUUACCAGGCACUUUUGGAGGCCUUCGGCACCACCGGCUUCCAGGCUACCAACUUUGGGCGCGCGGUGCAGCAAGUCAACGCCAUGAUUGAGAAGAAGCUGGAGCCGCUACCAGAAGAUGAAGACCAUCACGAAGAUCUGACGCAGAGCCGCCGCCCACUCACUGGCUGCACCAUUUUCUUGGGCUACACAUCCAACCUCAUCAGUUCGGGCAUCCGGGAGACCAUUCGCUACCUCGUGCAGCACAACAUGGUGGAUGUGUUGGUGACCACUGCUGGAGGCGUGGAAGAAGAUAUCAUCAAGUGCCUGGCACCCACUUACCUUGGCGAGUUCAGCCUCAGUGGGAAGGAGCUCCGGGAGAAUGGUAUCAACAGGAUUGGGAACCUGCUGGUGCCAAACGAUAAUUACUGCAAGUUUGAGGACUGGCUCAUGCCCAUUCUGGACCAGAUGGUGCUGGAACAGAACACAGAGGGUGUGAAGUGGACACCUUCCAAGAUGAUCUCCCGACUUGGCAAGGAGAUCAACAACCCAGAGUCUGUGUAUUAUUGGGCUUAUAAGAACCACAUUCCUGUGCUGAGCCCUGCGCUCACAGAUGGCUCACUGGGUGACAUGAUCUUCUUCCAUUCCUACAAAAACCCAGGCUUAGUUUUGGACAUCGUUGAAGACCUACGACUCAUCAACAUGCAGGCCAUUUUCGCCAAGCGCUCCGGCAUGAUCAUCCUGGGUGGAGGUAUGGUGAAGCACCACAUCGCCAAUGCUAACCUCAUGCGGAAUGGGGCUGACUAUGCUGUCUACAUCAACACAGCCCAGGAGUUUGAUGGUUCAGACUCAGGAGCCCGGCCAGAUGAGGCUGUCUCUUGGGGCAAGAUCCGGAUGGAUGCUCAGCCAGUAAAGGUCUAUGCUGAUGCUUCUCUGGUCUUCCCCCUGCUGGUUGCUAAGACUUUUGCCCAAAAGGCAGAUGCCUUCACAACUGAGAAGAAUGAGGACUAAGAAGAUUGGUGAAGAUUGGGGGUAUUUGCUGUUCCUUUAUUUAUUAACUUUAUACACCAG
Messenger RNA from Microtus ochrogaster (prairie vole), 1838 nucleotides. RefSeq names its product deoxyhypusine synthase (gene Dhps). Gene Ontology annotation, molecular function: deoxyhypusine synthase activity. NCBI's taxonomy places the organism in Eukaryota, Metazoa, Chordata, Mammalia, Rodentia, Cricetidae. The record is from RefSeq and is a predicted model, not a curated record. Gene Ontology annotation, cellular component: cytoplasm. Gene Ontology annotation, biological process: peptidyl-hypusine biosynthetic process.